Haemonchus placei is the source of this 210-nucleotide messenger RNA. The record is from the annotation of a GenBank genome assembly. NCBI's taxonomy places the organism in Eukaryota, Metazoa, Nematoda, Chromadorea, Rhabditida, Trichostrongylidae.
AUGGAUGCUGAAACUCCGCGCCCCUUCACACGUUCAGGAACCGCCAGUGAAGCGUCGUCCUCCAGCCCUUUCGCCGUUGGUCAAUGGGGAUUUGCUGGAUGCAGUCAAGUGUUUAACUUCGGACGACAAAAUGCCCCCGCAUGUCAAGACAAUCUUGACUCACCUGUUGGACAAAACUAUGGCCAUCGACGACCUGUUGCAAAGGAAUAG